AUGGAGCCAAGAGGCAUUUCAUUCAUACUUAUUGAAAUUGUAAUGUUGGACUUUGGCCUCCUCUGGGUCUUUUUGUGGGAGAAGGGCUACCAGGAAACAGACUCGGUGGUCAGUUCCGUAACCACAAAGGUGAAAGGAGUAACGCUGACAAACACAUCCACCUUGGGAGCCAUGAUCUGGGAUGUAGCUGACUACGUCAUCCCUCCUCAGGAGGAGAACACUGUGUUUGUCAUGACCAAUGUGAUACUCACGCUGAACCAGCACCAAGGCCGCUGCCCAGAGCUUCCAGAUGAUGAAACAGAGUGCAAGGAGAAGAGCGACUGUGUUCCAGGAUAUGUCAGCACCCACAGCAAUGGCAUCCAGACUGGGGAUUGUGUACCGUACAACGACAGCAUUAAGACCUGUGAAGUCUUUGCAUGGUGCCCUGUAGAGGAUGACUAUCACGUACCCAACAACAUUUGGUACCCCAAGUUCAACUUCAGCAAGCGAAACAUCCUCCCCACUAUCAACUCUACCUACCUCAAGAACUGCAUCUAUGACUCCCAGACAGAUCCCUUCUGCCCUAUCUUUCGUUUAGGGAAAAUCGUUGAAGCUGCAGAGCAGAACUUCCAGGAAAUGGCUGUGGAGGGUGGAGUCAUGGCGCUGCAGAUCAACUGGGACUGCAACCUUGACAGAGCUGCUUCCCACUGUGUGCCAAAGUACUCCUUCCGGCGCCUUGACAACAAGGACUCUGCCCACACUGUCUCGCCUGGCUACAACUUCAGGUUUGCGAAAUACUACAAGGAUAGUAAUGGCACUGAAUCACGGACGCUUGUCAAAGCUUAUGGCAUCCGCUUUGAUAUCAUAGUGUUUGGAAAGGCAGGAAAAUUUGAUGUAAUUCCUACAAUGAUUAACAUCGGCUCUGGCUUAGCGCUCUUUGGCGUGGCAACAGUGCUGUGUGACAUUGUUGUUCUGUAUUGCAUGAAGAAGAAAUACUACUAUCGGGAGAAGAAGUACAAAUAUGUGGAGGAUUAUGAACUGGGAGUCAGUGAGACAUACGGAACAAACUCCUGACCUCCUGCUGCUACAGCACCAACUGCUGCUGUGAACUGCUGCUGUGACUCUUACUCUGACCCUGCCAAGAGACCCACCCCCUCUCCGUUGGAAGGAAGAGGGGCACGAAACUGAGGAAGGAACCUUCUUUACUACUCUUCACUACUUUUGCUGGCUGGAGCCAACCCC
This is a messenger RNA of Pygoscelis adeliae (Adelie penguin), 1221 nucleotides long. It is a transcript of the gene P2RX4, whose product is annotated as purinergic receptor P2X, ligand-gated ion channel, 4. The transcript has 13 exons. Gene Ontology annotation, biological process: monoatomic cation transmembrane transport; response to ATP. The record is from RefSeq and is a predicted model, not a curated record. Lineage: Eukaryota; Metazoa; Chordata; Aves; Sphenisciformes; Spheniscidae. Gene Ontology annotation, cellular component: plasma membrane; nuclear inner membrane. Gene Ontology annotation, molecular function: extracellularly ATP-gated monoatomic cation channel activity; ATP binding; purinergic nucleotide receptor activity. The coding region runs from base 1 to 1053 and encodes 350 amino acids.